GCCUCCAACUACACUACAGUCAGUACUAGUGUUUAGCAAUGGAUUAAAGACUGAUGAGUCAAUAUAUACUUGUAUUGGAAUCAAUAACAUCACCAAUAUAAUACAGUCACCAGAACAAGACAAUAUAACCUUAUUAGUACAAGUCCCAGUAGAGAUAGUAGAUAAUCCAGUUAAUACUACUCAUUAUGCUGGCGGCAAUGUAACUCUAUCGUGUAAUGCUAGUGGCAUAUCAUUACCGACCUUUCAGUGGUACAAGAACAAUCAGUUAAUCACUCCUAAUGAUAGGGUCUACCUCACUACCCUGAUACACCUUGAGACACUAAUAGAGAGUCUAGUUGAGAGUGUUCUGGUGUUUAAUAAUAUUGUAUUGAGUGAUGAUGAUUAUUAUCAUUGUCAGGCUACUAAUCCUGGAGCUCAUGAUAGAAUAUUUAAUGUCUUCUCUCAGUCAGUGAGACUCACAGUUCAAUAUCCUCCUAAUGUAACUACUCUUGAGCCAAGAGAGAUCAUCAUAAACCAAACACAACCAGCAAACUUCACAUGUCAAGCUUACGGAAUACCAACUCCAUCCAUCAAUUGGAUAAACGUGUCAAGUGGAUCGAUAGUACAACCAGUAUCUGGUCUCAUUGAUAUAAUGGAGACCUUACUGCCUCCAACUACACUACAGUCAGUACUAGUGUUUAGCAAUGGAUUAAAGACUGAUGAGUCAAUAUAUACUUGUAUUGGAAUUAAUAACAUCAUCAAUAUAAUACAAUCACCAGAACAAGACAAUAUAACCUUACUAGUACAAGUCCCAGUAGAGAUAGUAGAUAAUCCAGUUAAUACUACUCAUUAUGCUGGUGGUAAUGUAACUCUAUCGUGUAAUGCUAGUGGCAUACCAUUACCAACCUUCCAAUGGUACAAGAACAAUCAGUUAAUCACUCCUAAUGACAGGGUCUACCUCACUACACUGAUACACAUUGAGACACUAAUAGAGAGUCUAGUUGAGAGUGUUCUGGUGUUUAAUAAUAUUGUAUUGAGUGAUGAUGAUAAUUAUCAUUGUCAGGCUACUAAUCCUGGAGCUCAUGAUAGAAUAUUUAAUGUCUUCUCUCAGUCGGUUAGACUCACUGUUCAAUAUCCUCCUAAUGUAACUACCCUUGAGCCAAGAGAGAUCAUCAUAAACCAAACAGAACCAGCAAACUUCACAUGUCAAGCUUACGGAAUACCAACUCCAUCCAUCAAUUGGAUAAACGUGUCAAGUGGAUCGAUAGUACAACCAGUAUCUGGUCUCAUUGAUAUAAUGGAGACCUUACUGCCUCCAACUACACUACAGUCAGUACUAGUGUUUAGCAAUGGAUUAAAGACUGAUGAGUCAAUAUAUACUUGUAUUGGAAUUAAUAACAUCAUCAAUAUAAUACAGUCACCAGAACAAGACAAUAUAACCUUACUAGUACAAGUCCCAGUAGAGAUAGUAGAUAAUCCAGUUAAUACUACUCAUUAUGCUGGUGGUAAUGUAACUCUAUCGUGUAAUGCUAGUGGCAUACCAUUACCGACCUUCCAGUGGUACAAGAAUAAUCAACUAAUCACUCCUAAUGAUAGGGUCUACCUCACUACCCUGAUACACCUUGAGACACUAAUAGAGAGUCUAGUUGAGAGUGUUCUGGUGUUUAAUAAUAUUGUAUUGAGUGAUGAUGAUAAUUAUCAUUGUCAGGCUACUAAUCCUGGAGCUCAUGAUAGAAUAUUUAAUGUCUUCUCUCAGUCAGUGAGACUCACAGUUCAUCAUCCACCAAACACCACAGUAACUCCUUCUCAAAUAAUUGUCAACAGUACUGCAGUAUCUUCAAUCACCUUCACUUGUUACUCAUUCGGUAUACCCCCUCCUUCUCUGCGGUGGAUAAAGGAAAAGGGCGGGGCUUUAUUGAUGAGUCUAGGCCCGACACAAAUACUCGGUUCCUCGAUUGAUAGCUCUAGUACUUCGGUAUUGACUUUGUUUCGUCCUAGCGAUGUUGAUGAGUCCAAUUAUACUUGUAUUGCUGUAAACAAUGUUACUAAUGUUCUUGGAACACCUGAAGAUGAUGUGGGAGAGCUUUAUGUACAAGAUCCAGUGAUCAUAGCAGAGCACCCAACUAGUAGAACUCACCCAGCUGGUUUUCCAUUCAUUGAUCUAACCUGUACAGCCACUGGUCUACCAGUUCCGUCUAUAUACUGGUAUAAAGAUGGCGUCUUGCUGGUAGAUGAUGGAGAUCAUAUCCAGAUAAGAGAGAAUGAUUACGAGCAGUCUAAUUUUGGUAUAAAUUACGGCAGGCUUCAUAUUGUGGACAUUGUCCUAAGUGAUGAUGGUGAUUACGUUUGUGUCGCUAUUAAUACCGGUGCACCUGGAAUAACUUUCAACGUGUCAUCUCAAGUGGCUCAAAUUUCUGUACAAUAUCCACCACUCGUCAAUCUCUCUCCUUCGUCCCUCAUUCUUAAUCAAACUGAUUCUGCUGUCUUCACUUGCAAUAUCUUUGGUAUACCCAGGCCGACCUUUAACUGGCUUAAUGGCUCCACUCUCCUUCCCUUCUCUCCAUCCUCCUUGUACUCAAUCACUAAUACUACCGAUACUUAUAACAUUACUAGUGUUCUCACUAUAUUCUUCACCCAGAGGACAGAUAUGGGCUCUUAUACUUGUGCUGCUAGCAAUGGAAUUGAUAAUUUGAUUAGUUCGCCUGAAGAAGACUCAGUAGAGCUCUUUGUACAGGAGCCCUCUCAGUUUUUACUAGAGCCAUUCAAUACUUCAAAUUAUACAGCUGGCACUAUCACUCUCUCCUGUCAAGCCACAGGCAUUCCUCUACCAUCAAUCUCUUGGUUUAAAGAUGGCCAGCUGGUGCUCAGUGAAAGUGAUGAUCGCAUCAAUAUUACUACUCUCUCGUUUGUGACUCAAAACGAGAGGAAUAUAACUAGUUUCCUUAGAAUCGAUUCACUAGUAUUGUCAGAUACUGGAUACUAUCAUUGCUCUACUAGUAACGAAGCAGCUUCUGGCACUGGGAUAUUUAGUGAUAGGACAGAAACAGCUUAUCUGUUUGUUCAAUAUCCUCCUGUGGUCUCGGUAUCCCCUACACUUACAAUAACGAAUCAAACUAACUCAACUUCUUUCAAUUGCUCUCUCUUUGGCGUACCCACUCCAACCGUUACAUGGACUCGUAUUGGGUCCAACGAUCUUCCAGUCUCCACCCUCUCUCCACCAGGGUCCGACCCGUUCAUCACAACGGUUGUUGAUGGGUAUAAUGUAACGUCAGUGCUGCUCUUCAAUUCAUCGAUGGCCACUGAUGAAGGAGGAUAUGUUUGUGCCGGUAGAAAUGAUGUCUUUAAUGCGAUUGGUGUACCAGAAUCAGCCUCUGUGUCACUUUUUGUACAAGUCCCAUCUUUAUUCAUUACUCAUCCUCAGUCAGUCACUAACUACACAGCUGGUAGUGCCCGCCUCUCCUGCACUGUAUAUGGCCUGCCAGUUCCCUCCAUUUUGUGGCUUAAAGACGGAGAAAUACUAGCAGAGACGGACAACCUUACGAUCACCAUAAGAGAGUCUUUCACUGAUACAACUGGUCAAUCAGUCAGUGUGCUAUCUAUUGUCGAUUUGACCCUGGAAGAUGCCGGAGUGUAUCAUUGUAUGGCUAAUAAUACUGGAGCACUGGGUAAUAGCUUUACUGUCAAUUCUUUGGCUGCUACGCUAGUUGUUCAAUAUCCUCCGUCUUUGAUAAUAUCUCCUGUUCAAAUGAUCGUCAAUCAGACGGAUAGGGUCUCCAUAACUUGUACAGUUUUUGCUGUCCCUCAUCCUCAAAUUACGUGGACUGACGAUCGAGAAGGAACUAGCAUACCUUUGACUCCUAUACAGGAUAUUGUUAGUAUAACAGAGACUGAUUCCGGAAACACUCGCACUUCUGUGCUUACUUUUAACUCAAUAGUAAAGCUUAAUGAGUCCAAUUACACUUGCACUGCUGUCAAUAAUGUUACUAAUGUUAUCAAUGCUCUGGAUCAAGGAACUAGCUCCAUUACUGUACAAGUACGUGCUACAGUGACUAGUCUUGUUGGAUUCACACUUCACAGACAAAACGGUGACAACGCUACAAUAACAUUCUCGCUCUCUGAAGACUCUCCUCUCGUAAAAACUGAAAACAUUCGCUGGUUUUUAAGAACUGUUUCGAGCUUUGAGGACAUCACUUUUCGUUCAGACACAAGGCAAACUCUCUCGGAGGAUCGAUUGUCUCUCCUGAUUGAUGGUAUCACAGAAACUGAUGAAGGAGAGUACAUUUUGAGAGCUACCAACGAAGCCGGGACAGGAGAAGGGACUGUUGUUAUUAGCGUUGCUGGUCCUCCUGCCAUCAUCAGCGGUCCCGUGAAUCAGAAAAGGAUAGAAGGCGACUCUGUUACAUUCAGCUGCUUUGCUACAGGUGAUCCUAUACCUGAGGUAACCUGGAGGUUCAACAACUCCCUCAUAUUAACUAAUAACACGAAAUAUUCUAUCGGUGACAUUACUGAAGGGAUUGAAUUUGGAUCUCUGACAAUCAACGACCUUAAUUACUUUGAUAAAGGGACUUAUGAAUGUACAGCUUCUAAUGUUAAUGGAACUUCAUCACUUGAUGUUCUCCUUGAAAUUCAAGUUGUGCCUGUUGUUACGGUUCAUCCCCUCACACAAGACGUCAUUGCUGGGGGCGUGGUCACGCUAAACUGCACUGCCUAUGGCUUCCCGGGAAUUAACAUAAAAUGGUUAAAAAAUGGCGUUAUGAUUACUCAAGAUUUAAUACCAGAGAGCAGCAUCAGAGAAGAGAGGGGCUCCUUACCUGAAGACAUCACCGUCACUAGUUACUUAACAAUUGAAGACCUUCAGCUUCGUGAUGUUGCUAAUUAUUCCUGCAAUGUCAGUAAUGGACUGGUUGAGGAUAGACUGGAGUAUAGUGAUAAUGCUGAGCUUACGGUGCUCUAUCCUCCUAAUGUCGACGUUGCCCCAAAAUCUUUCAUCGUCAAUCAAACAGAACCAGUCAACUUUACCUGUACCGCUUAUGGAAUACCACCUCCUAAACUCACUUGGUACGAUACAAGGAACAUCUCAGAACCUUUAAGACUCUCUCGAGUUCUCUACGUAGUGGAGGAUCUGUAUACUAACAUUACUGGGUUUUCACUUGUAGAGUCUGUCCUUGUUUUCGCUAGCGCUUUGAGGACUGAUGCCUCCGUGUAUACUUGCAUUGCUACUAAUGAUAUUGAGAAUUUAUUGGAGACACCAGAGACAGGGAAUGCUGCACUUUACGUUCAACUUCCUGCAUUUAUCCAGUCCUCUCCGCCUGAAAGAGUUGAUCAUUUUCGCGGAGGCACGACCAACAUCUCCUGCUCAGCUACAGGCCUACCCCUCCCUACUAUAACCUGGUUUAAGGAUGGGUCACUAUUGAAUCUUAACGAUCGUAUCUAUGUUGACGAGAUUAACGAGACCACGCCUACUAGUGGGUUCAUAAUGAGUACGCUGGUUUUUCAGGUAUUGGAGCUGGCCGACAAUGGUAGUUAUCAUUGUGAGGCUAAUAAUACAGGAGCACCUGGGAAUGAAUUUCUAGUGCCUUCGGAAUCUAGCUUUAUAUUUAUUACUCAUCCUCCUAAUGUAACAGUUAGUCCAGAGACUCAGUUAACAGUUAAUGUGACAUUCACUGCCACCAUCACUUGCUCAGUAUUUGCUAUUCCUCUCCCUCGCAUAACAUGGAUCAAUAAUACUGAUGGCUCCCUAGUUGUAGGGGGAGGGGCUAACAGAAUAACUAUUACUGAGACGGAUUAUACUCACAUCCGUAUCUCAGUAUUGAAUUUUACUAGUACAGUUAAGUUUGACGAGUCAGUGUAUACUUGUAUGGCAGUUAACAAUAUUAGCAAUGUAUUGGACACACCUGAGACUAAAGCUGUAUUUUUAAGAAUACAAGUUCCUGCUAGUGUCACUCCUGUUUCUCCAUCUCCUUCAUUUGGUGUUGAGGGUCAGUCCAUUGUACUCACAUUCUCUAUCACACAAGAUGAUCCACUUGUAAACACGUCCAACAUUCGCUGGACGUUCAGAGGUACAGCUGGUUUGCUGGAUAUAACGGAAACUGAUAACCCUCACUAUGAAUUAAUUAAUGAGAGACGGUCUUUGGUCAUAACACAAAUCACAUCAGCUCAUCAAGGAAUCUAUACCCUGUUUGCUACCAAUGAAGCGGGAACCAGAUCAAACUCUAUUAAUCUACAGCUGCAAGGUCCUCCUGUAUUUUAUCUUUUACCGUCAGACCAGACUCUCCUCGAGCACUCUACCGUUACGUUCCAGUGUCUUGCAAUUGGAGACCCGUUCCCGUCCGUCUCUUGGAGUUUUAAUGACGAAAUACUCAUACAAGACUCUCGCUAUAUUAUUGGAGACUCUGGACAGGAUUUCGGUUCUCUUACAAUAUCGCGUAUUCGUUUCACAGACAGAGGGACGUAUACUUGUACAUAUAACAAUACCCAUGGGACAGUAAUGACAUCUGCUACUCUCUCUGUUCAAGUUAUUCCAGUGAUUGUAGAUUUGGCGGUUCCCCCUAAUGGUACAGCUGGUUCUGAUACAGUCCUUACCUGUAUAUCAAGAGGAUACCCAGCCCCUACAAUCAGUUGGUUUAUUAAUGAUACACUGGUAGCAGAACAGAAUAACAAUAAGAUGAGUAUCAAUGUGCUUACAAUGGAAGGAGUAGGAGGAUUGUACAAUGUCAGUAGUAGUUUGCUAAUAAAUGAAUUGGAGCUUAGUGAUACCAAUGGAUACCAUUGCACUGCUACUAAUGAAUUGGAAUCUGUUCAAACUGUCACUUCUCCUCAACUGCAGUUUACUGUUUUAUAUCCACCUAAUAUAACAGAGCCUCCUGUUAACAAGACUAUCAAUCAAACUGAUGAUGGAGUGUUCAACUGUACAGUUUUCUCUAUUCCUUUAUCAACUGUUAACUGGUUCUUCAACAAUACACAGUUGGAAGAUGAUGGAGCCAAUGAUAUCAAUAUAAAAAGUUACAGUCAUUCAAUGGAUCAAUACAUUACCAGUUCAUUGACUGUAUCAAAUACUCUUAGGGCCAAUAAUGAAGGAUGGUAUACCUGCACUGCAUCUAAUGGAGUGGAUAACCUGAUUGAUGCUAUAGAGUUUUCAAUGUCAUUUCUUACAGUACAAGUCCCUCCAACUGUUGUAAGUGAUUCAUCAACAUAUCUUGGUGUAGUGCAUGGAUCAGUUACAAUAUCAUUCAUGAUACUUUAUGCCUCACCAGUAGUCAAUGUUACUAACAUACAGUGGUUUUUUAAUGAUACACGCCUCACUGGUUCUGAAUCAAACUACAACUUCUCAUCUGAUCUACUCAGUCUCAGUAUAAGCAAUCUACAGCACAGUGAUGAAGGACUGUAUACAUUGGUAGCUAGUAAUGAAGCAGGAACUAAUAGUACCAGUGUAUUCUUAGAAAUUGAAGCUGCACCAGAGAUUGUUUUGCCUCCUAAUAACAGCUCAAUAUUAGAAGGAGAUAAAGUCACUUUUGAGUGUAGGACCACUUCAGAGCCACUUCAUACUGUCCAAUGGUUCUUUGAAGGGACCCCAAUAGACACAAUAUCAUCUACACCAGCUCUUGUCACUAUCAAUAAUGUUGCCCAGUAUGUCAUGACAGUAUCUUCUACUCAAGAUUAUCAAUUAUUAGUUAAUAUGAUGAACCAGGAUAUUGUAGGCAGUAAUAUUUAUAAUGACACUCUAACUAUUUUCUCAGUGCAACUACACAAUACUAAUGACAAUUCAAGUACUGCAGCGAUACUAGUUACUGUUGUCAUAGCAACAGAGGAGGGGUCAGGGUGUCCAUUGAGAUGUAGAGAAGAAUUAGUCGAGUUUUUUAAUUUGAGAGGAUCAAGUUUUAAUCCGUCUUUCACUGUCACUGACAAUAUUACAAGAUUUGAUGGUUGUGAAUCAGAAGUUACUAAUUCAACAUUCAAUUGGUCAGAAGUUAAUAUUGGGAGUACAUUAAGAAUAGACUGUCCUUGUGGUGGUCUGUCAUUAGGGACUGGUUCACCAGUAGCUAUAAGAGCUUGUACUGGUAGUUUCACUAAUGGAGCAUCUUGGACUGAGCCCAAUACUAUACAGUGUGACUUAUUUACUGAUGAUGUACUGCCUUUAUGUAAUGUGACACAAAUGCCAACAGUUGAGAGUAGUAUCCAGUCAUUGCAGAGUUUAGUGUCAGGCAAUCCUAACUUACUCUCUUCCCUUCAACUAGCCAUUGCUGUAUCAGCACUAGAGAGAUAUAUUCAUGAUAUUCCAUCCAAUGAUAACCUGACUCUGUCUUAUGUUGGUGUUGUUACCAGCCUGUUAGGAGCUGACCUAUCCAUCAUCAGUGAAGCACAAUCUCAGUAUAAUAUUUCAUCACGCAUUACUGUUGGUCUUGAAAGACUAACAGAAGUCAUGUCUCUACUUGAUCAGUCUAACCGGACCAUAGACCAGCCAAACCUGUUUGUCCUCUCAGCCGAAAGCAUCACCACUUCCUCCUACUCUGGCUCUCAGUUCUCUGUAUCGGAAGACUCUCCUGUCAUAUCACUACCUCCUGAUCUAUUGAUCGGAUAUGAUUUCAUUAAUCGUCUUCUCUUUUCUUAUUAUUAUAAUUCAAGGCUGACAUCAGUUCUUUUUGAGUCAGAAUCCAUGUCACUGAGCAGUUCAGUUCUUGCUGCCAGUGCUAGUGGAGUUAAGCUAACUAAUCUAUCCACAACUGUCAAUAUCAGCUUUGGAAUGGUGAAUAGUUCCCAGGUUGCGUGUGUUUAUUGGGAUUUCACUGCAAGAGAUGGUAGAGGUGAUUGGUCAGCCCAAGGCUGUGAGACAGUGACUCAUAAUGGCACCAUAACCUGUCUCUGUAACCAUCUCACUCAUUUUGCACUUGCUCAACCAACUACUGUAGCUCCUAGUUCUCAAAGCAAUCCUCCAGCUACUUCUAAAGUCUUAGAAGUACUAGAGAUCCUCUCAAUGAUUUGUGUUGGUGUCUCAUUACUGUGUAUCACUCUGAGUCUAUUGGUCCACGUAUUUUCCAGGAAAUUACGUAUCAAGCCUCCAAUUCAAUUACUCGUCAAUGUCUGUGUUUCUCUCCUCCUCCUCUAUCUCAUGUACAUUGGUGCUCUCUAUGCUAGGACUCAACAGAAUGCCUGCAUUGUCUUUUCUUAUUUAUUUCAAUAUUCAUUCUCAGUCUCACUAUUAGCUUUACUGGGACAAAUGGUAUCUGUUGUGUUCCUUGGAUUAAAAUCAACUUUCCCCAUUAUAAUUUCGAUCAUUUCUUGGGUUACACCCAUGUUCUAUAUUGGCUUGCUAUCCCCAUUUUACAGUCAAACUAGCAACGACAAACUUUGCAGACCAGAUAAGAUUACUGCAGUAAUGUCUCUGAUUCUUCCACUAUCAUUUGCUUCCAUCAUAGCAGUUGCCCUCGGUAUUCUAAUGCUUAUAAGAUGGUUCAUAACAAGAGGAGAGGACUCAACUGGGAAGAGACCCAGAGGAACCGCAAGACGACAUUUAAUCCUCUUUGGCAUAUUCGUGGCCGGUUGGCUGUUUGGUCUGCUCAGAACUCUUCCAGAUCUUCAGACAACGACUUACAUCAUUUUCGAAUCACUCUUCAUUAUAACCGGUGCACUUUUCGGACUUCAUUUCUUUGUCCUCCAUUGUCUCUUGGUGUAUGAAGUGAGGGUUUGCUUCAAGAGGGUUUUCUAUAAGAUAACAUGUCAGGAGUACACUGAGCAAGAUGAUGAACCAGGAUCUAGACGGGGGACCAUGACCCCAGAGAGCUUUGUCCUAGCUAAAUCUCUCGCAGAGAAAAAAGAUCCAGGGAAUAUAGAGAUGACCGAUCACAUUUAUAGCGUCCCUAAUAAAAAACGAUCGGCGAAAGAGAAACAGAAAGAGAAGACAUCUGGUUACGUAAAGGACAACAGGACUGGUUAUGUGCACUCGCUAAAAGAAAUUCAAGACGUCAAAGCUAAUUUGGGUAGACUAGAUAGUGAACUAAGCAGUCCUGCCAGAUCAGAAGAUUCCGGUACUGAUCUACCUGUUGCUAAAUUCCCAUCCGUUGCUUUUGCUAGUAACGAGAAACUUGACUCCAGUGCUAUUGAUCAACCUGAUCCGGAUGAAGAAACGGAGUUAUAAAAAUUUAUUGAUUUUUCUAUGCAAUUUUAUAUUUUUAUAUGCAAACGAAAUCUUUAACGUAAAUGUA
Molecule: messenger RNA, 10178 nt
Organism: Amphimedon queenslandica
Lineage: Eukaryota; Metazoa; Porifera; Demospongiae; Haplosclerida; Niphatidae
Product: hemicentin-1-like
Exons: 39
Coding region: 632-10111 (3159 amino acids)
Cellular component (GO): membrane
Molecular function (GO): G protein-coupled receptor activity
Source: RefSeq, a predicted model, not a curated record